Molecule: messenger RNA, 402 nt
Organism: Auanema sp. JU1783
Lineage: Eukaryota; Metazoa; Nematoda; Chromadorea; Rhabditida; Rhabditidae
Source: the annotation of a GenBank genome assembly
AUGACUGCUACUAAUCAAGCUCGUGAAGUCUCGGAGAUCAAUGAAACAUUUGAUUUUUCAUACAAAUGUUUCAAAAUGGUCAAGACUCUUCAAAGCGAAAUUGGAAAGGCAAUCAAUGUUGAAAACAAGGUUGGUAAUGGUGAAGAAGGACCUGGAAGUGUUCUUCCCCAUACUCCAUUUGAUUUUGAUCCGUUUACUACUCCCUGCUGUAGCUAUAUGACCCCAAAUUGGGUAGAACCUGGUUCUCAGAACACCAAUGCCAAUGAUAUUAACUAUCGUACUGCAGCUACUGAAAGCUUGUUCCACUUGGAGAAGAAGGUUAAUCAGCUUAAUCUUCCAAGCAUGCGCAAGACCAAGCAGGCUAUUAAUGAGAUGCGCUCUCUUUUGGAGAAAGAAUUUUAA